Molecule: messenger RNA, 2367 nt
Organism: Tupaia belangeri chinensis (Chinese tree shrew)
Lineage: Eukaryota; Metazoa; Chordata; Mammalia; Scandentia; Tupaiidae
Gene: KLHL5
Product: kelch like family member 5
Exons: 12
Coding region: 94-2256 (720 amino acids)
Molecular function (GO): protein binding
Source: RefSeq, a predicted model, not a curated record
GAGUCACAGAGGAAGCUCUGGUCUUGGUCGGAUGCACAAAUCCGUGUAGUGCUUUCUGCCCGUUGCCUAGACGAUCACUUGGUUUCUCUGAGGAUGUCUGGUUCUCGUAAAGAGUUUGAUGUGAAACAGAUUUUGAAAAUCAGAUGGAGGUGGUUUGGCCAUCAGGCAUCAGCUCCUAAUUCUACAGUUGACAGCCAACAGGGAGAAUUUUGGAAUCGAGGACAGACCGGCGCAAGCGGUGGGAGAAAGUUUUUAGAUCCAUGUAGCCUACAAUUGCCUUUGGCUUCAAUUGGUUACCGAAGGUCCAGCCAACUGGAUUUUCAGAAUUCACCUUCUUGGCCAAUGGCAUCCACCUCUGAAGUCCCCGCAUUUGAGUUUACAGCUGAAGAUUGUGGCGGUGCACACUGGCUGGAUAGACCAGAAGUGGAUGAUGGCACUAGCGAAGAAGAAAAUGAAUCUGAUUCCAGUUCAUGCAGGACUUCCGGGAGCAGUCAGACGCUGUCUUCCUGCCAUACCAUGGAGCCAUGCUCAUCGGAUGAAUUCUUCCAAGCCCUGAACCAUGCUGAGCAGACCUUUAAAAAAAUGGAAAACUAUCUGAGACAUAAACAGUUAUGUGAUGUGAUUCUAGUCGCUGGUGAUCGUAGAAUUCCAGCCCACAGAUUGGUGUUGUCCUCCGUCUCGGAUUAUUUCGCCGCCAUGUUUACUAAUGACGUUAGAGAAGCAAGACAGGAAGAGGUGAAGAUGGAAGGCGUCGAGCCGAAUUCGCUGUGGUCCUUGAUUCAGUACGCGUACACAGGCCGCCUGGAGCUGAAGGAAGAGAACAUCGAGUGCUUGCUGUCCACGGCCUGCCUCCUGCAGCUCUCGCACGUCGUGGAGGCGUGCUGCAAGUUCCUGAUGAAGCAGCUCCACCCCUCCAACUGCCUCGGCAUCCGCUCUUUCGCCGACGCCCAAGGCUGUACAGAUUUGCACAAGGUGGCUCACAAUUACACGAUGGAGCACUUCAUGGAAGUAAUCAGAAACCAGGAAUUUGUGUUAUUACCAGCCAGCGAAAUCGCGAAGCUCUUGGCCAGUGACGACAUGAACAUUCCCAACGAGGAGACAAUCCUGAAUGCCCUUCUCACUUGGGUCCGCCACGAUUUGGAGCAAAGACGGAAAGACCUCAGUAAGCUUUUGGCUUAUAUUAGGCUACCCCUUCUUGCACCACAGUUCUUGGCAGACAUGGAAAACAAUGCCCUUUUUCGGGAUGAUAUAGAAUGUCAGAAACUCAUUAUGGAAGCCAUGAAGUAUCACUUGUUGCCAGAGAGACGACCCAUGUUACAAAGUCCUCGGACGAAGCCUAGGAAGUCGACUGUUGGCACCUUAUUCGCAGUUGGAGGAAUGGAUUCCACCAAAGGAGCAACGAGCAUCGAGAAGUACGACCUCCGUACAAAUAUGUGGACCCCGGUAGCGAACAUGAACGGGCGGAGGCUGCAGUUUGGUGUCGCGGUGUUAGAUGACAAACUGUACGUGGUGGGGGGCCGCGACGGGCUGAAGACGCUGAACACUGUCGAGUGCUACAACCCCAAGACGAAAACCUGGAGCGUGAUGCCGCCCAUGUCCACACACCGGCACGGCCUCGGCGUGGCUGUACUGGAAGGCCCCAUGUAUGCGGUCGGAGGGCAUGAUGGCUGGAGCUACCUGAACACGGUGGAGAGGUGGGACCCUCAGGCCCGCCAGUGGAAUUUCGUUGCUACGAUGUCCACCCCCAGGAGCACAGUAGGCGUGGCAGUACUGAGUGGAAAACUUUACGCAGUUGGUGGUCGCGACGGAAGUUCCUGCCUCAAGUCCGUAGAGUGUUUUGACCCUCACACGAACAAGUGGACGCCGUGCGCACAGAUGUCCAAGAGGAGAGGCGGCGUGGGGGUCACGACCUGGAACGGGCUGCUCUAUGCCAUCGGAGGCCAUGACGCCCCCGCUUCCAACCUGACUUCCCGGCUCUCGGACUGCGUGGAGAGAUACGACCCCAAAACAGACAUGUGGACCGCGGUGGCGUCCAUGAGCAUCAGCCGGGACGCGGUGGGCGUCUGUUUACUGGGCGAUAAGCUGUAUGCAGUGGGCGGGUAUGACGGACAGACUUACCUUAACACGGUGGAGGCUUACGACCCCCAGACGAACGAGUGGACCCAGAAACUCCGUAGCAAAGCUACAGAGAAGACCAAGGGGAGUGAGCUAGUCCAACAAAGAAUCCCUUUAUCUCUGAAACUUUCUGAUCAAUAAGGCAUUGAGCCAAACAGUAGGGAGACUGAAAUCUACAAAACUAGAUCAUACAACAAAGGAGGUAGAGGAUGUGGGUUCCUGGAAGACACAGUCGGGAUAUUUCUGUAUCAG